GAAGUGGCCGACCUAAAGCGCUGGCGGCUCAGUCCGUCGGCCCGUCGGUCCGCUCGUCCGCUGCCGGUGCCGAGCGCGCCUAGGCCGUCGUCGCUGUCCCUCCGUGUCUCCGGCCCGAAGCGGCGGCCGGGCGCUCACCAUGUCGUCGUUCAUCUGGGUGCAGCUGAAGAAGACGUCGGAGGUGGACCUGGCCAAGCCGCUGGUGAAGUUCAUCCAGCAGACGUACCCGAGCGGCGGCGACGAGCAGGCCCAGUACUGCCGCGCGGCCGAGGAGCUCAGCAAGCUGCGGCGCACGGCGCUCGGCCGCCCGCUCGACAAGCAUGAGGGCUCGCUGGAGACGCUGCUGAGAUAUUAUGAUCAGAUUUGUUCUAUUGAACCCAAGUUCCCAUUUUCUGAAAAUCAGAUCUGCUUGACAUUUACGUGGAAGGAUGCUUUUGAUAAAGGUUCCUUGUUUGGAGGAUCUGUAAAAUUGGCUCUUGCAAGCUUAGGAUAUGAAAAGAGCUGUGUGUUGUUCAAUUGUGCUGCCUUAGCUAGCCAGAUUGCACAAGAGCAGAACCUGGAUAAUGAUGAAGGAUUGAAAACCGCUGCUAAGCAGUACCAGUUUGCUAGUGGUGCCUUUUUACAUAUUAAAGACACAGUUUUAUCUGCCUUAAGUCGAGAACCUACUGUGGACAUAUCUCCAGAUACUGUUGGGACCCUCAGUCUUAUUAUGCUGGCCCAAGCUCAAGAAGUAUUUUUCUUAAAAGCCACACGAGAUAAAAUGAAAGAUGCCAUCAUAGCUAAGCUGGCAAACCAGGCUGCGGAUUACUUUGGUGAUGCCUUCAAACAGUGUCAGUACAAAGACACUCUACCCAAGUAUUUUUAUUUCCAGGAGGUAUUUCCCACCCUGGCUGCCAAGCAGUGUAUUAUGCAGGCCAAUGCUGAGUACCACCAGUCCAUCCUGGCCAAGCAACAGAAGAAGUUUGGGGAAGAGAUUGCAAGGUUGCAGCAUGCAGCAGAACUGAUUAAGAAUGUGGCUUCUCGCUAUGAUGAAUAUGUCAAUGUGAAGGAUUUUUCUGACAAAAUCAGCCGUGCCCUUACUGCAGCAAAGAAGGAUAAUGAUUUCAUUUAUCAUGACCGUGUUCCAGACCUUAAAGAUCUAGAUCCUAUCGGCAAAGCCACCCUUGUGAAACCCACCCCAGUCAAUGUACCCAUCAGCCAGAAGUUCACAGAUUUGUUUGAGAAAAUGGUCCCUGUGUCUGUGCAACAGUCCCUGGCUGUGUUUGGUCAGAGGAAAGCUGACUUGGUUAACAGAUCAAUUGCUCAAAUGAGAGAAGCCACUACUUUGGCAAAUGGGGUAUUGGCUUCCCUCAAUCUUCCAGCAGCAAUUGAAGAUGUGUCUGGAGACACUGUACCUCAGUCGAUACUUACCAAAUCUGCAUCUGUAGUUGAGCAGGGUGGCAUCCAGACUGUCGACCAGCUGAUAAAAGAACUACCCGAGUUACUACAAAGAAAUAGAGAAAUCUUAGAGGAGUCUCUAAGAUUGCUGGAUGAAGAAGAAGCAACUGAUAAUGAUUUAAGAGCAAAAUUCAAGGAACGCUGGCAAAGGACUGCAUCCAAUGACCUCUACAAGCCUUUACGAGCAGAGGGAUCCAAAUUCAGAGCGGUUUUAGAUAAAGCUGUGCAAGCUGACGGAAACGUAAAAGAGCGUUACCAGUCCCAUCGUGACACCAUCGCCCUUCUGUGUAAGCCGGAACCUGAGCUGAAUGCUGCCAUCCCUUCUGCUAAUCCAGCAAAGACCAUGCAGGGCAGCGAGGUUGUAAAUGUGUUAAAAUCCUUAUUGUCAAAUCUUGAUGAACUAAAGAAGGAAAGAGAGGGUCUUGAGAAUGACCUGAAGUCAGUGAAUUUUGACAUGACAAGCAAGUUUUUGACAGCCCUGGCUCAGGAUGGCGUGAUAAAUGAGGAGGCUCUUUCUGUCACUGAGCUGGAUAGAAUCUAUGGUGGUCUAACAGCUAAAGUCCAAGAGUCUCUGAAGAAACAGGAGGGACUUCUAAAAAAUAUCCAGGUCUCACACCAAGAAUUUUCUAAAAUGAAGCAGUCUAAUAAUGAAGCUAACUUGAGAGAAGAAGUUCUGAAGAACUUGGCAACUGCAUAUGACAAUUUUGUUGAACUUGUAGCUAACUUGAAGGAGGGCACAAAGUUUUACAACGAGCUGACUGAAAUCUUGGUCAGGUUCCAGAACAAAUGCAGUGACAUAGUGUUUGCACGGAAGACAGAGAGAGACGAGCUCUUGAAGGAUCUGCAGCAGAGCAUUGCCAGAGAGCCCAGCGCUCCUUCCAUCCCUCCUCCGGCAUAUCAGUCCUCCCCUGCUGGGGGACACGCCACAGCGCCUCCAACUCCAGCUCCAAGAACCAUGCCGCCUGCGAAGCCUCAGCCUCCAGCCCGGCCUCCACCUCCUGUGCUUCCUGCAAACCGAGUCUCCCCUGCUGCUGCUGCUCCCACAGGGGCAGGGGCUGCUUCACCAGCACCGCCACAGACCCCUGGGUCUGCUCCCCCUCCACAGGCUCAGGGACCACCAUAUCCUACCUAUCCAGGAUAUCCUGGGUAUUGCCAAAUGCCCAUGCCCAUGGGCUACAACCCCUACGCAUAUGGCCAGUACAACAUGCCGUAUACACCGGUGUACCACCAGAGCCCCGGACAGGCUCCAUACCCAGGACCCCAGCAGCCUACCUACCCCUUCCCUCAGCCCCCGCAGCAGUCUUACUAUCCACAGCAGUAAUGCUGCCACAUGCCGGCGGGUUCAGAUCAGAGGGACAGGACAGCAGCUGCCGUCAGUGUUCUAAGCCAUGUUCUGGUCACUCAAGCGUACUUUGCUCUACCAAUUGCCGUGGAUAAUUUCUGUCUGUGGCUAAAAGCUGAAGUCUGGGCCCCACUUCCACAUUUGAUCGCACUCGUGAGAUUUUGCUGCUGUUGCAGUAUAAACACUAGGUAUAAUAGCAUUUGAAAAAAAUUACAGUUCAUAAAACAUUGCAAGUGAGAAAUUAAACCUGCAAGUGAAACAUUUGAAAUUAGCGUACUUUAUAAGAUGCGGUUGGAACAAAGAUGGCUUAAGUACUGAUAUUCAAGAAAAAGUUUUCUUUCUCUUUUGGUUUAUUGAUUUAGUUUAAUUUCUAUUAUAUUUUGCAUAAUCAAGGCAUUGUAAAUCUUAUAAUUUAAAAAUAAAUUACUUAAGAACAGCUGUCAUUGUUAUGUUUUGUCAUUGCUGUCUGUUCCUUUCUGAUAUUAGCCUCUCAUUGUGUAUGUUCGCAGGUUAAAUGUACUGUGUUGAAAUGCAUGACCAGCGCCAGUUAGCGGUCAGGUUUAAGGUUGCAAUAUGAAAGCGCAGCACUUAGCUCUACAGCUCAUCUUUCAUAUGCCGAAUAGUAGUUCAUUUUCAAAAGUCCUAUAAUGUGGGAGACACACAGUUGUUACCAAAGAUUCUUCAAAUAAAUACAGAAUUAAUAAGUGUAUAUAUAUAUAAUGUUUCAUUGUUAGAUUUUCCAAGAAAGUGGUGCAAAUUCUGGUAAUAAUUCAUUUCCCCCACCUAUAAUCUGGUUAAAAUAAGUAGCUGCCAUUGACAGUGUUGUCUGAUGUGGUAGAAAGUUCCCUGUGCCUUUCUUGUCCUUGGUGUCACCCGUUCUUACCUGUAAUGUGUAAUAUGCAGUGUCUUUGAACGGAUCUUAACCCUUCCUUUUAAAAUUUCUUUUUCUUCUUUUUUAUUUUUUUAAAGUUUGUGGCUUCUGAAAGCUGAGAUUAUUUUGUAAUUCAGGGAGCAAUUCAACAGCACGGUUUUGGGGGAUGUAUGCUGAAUCUGGAAUAGGCUGGGACCUCAUGAGUCUGCUCUGACAAUGCUUAGCUGCUGUGCAGGCCUCAUUGGCAGUGAGGAGACGCAUUCUGGACAGGAAGCUGUGCAGACGGGAUCUCAGGGGCUCAAUGGGCUCUGUCUGUGUGAGGCUUCUAGCACAUUAGGCACAUGAGCAGACUUCUGGACAGGAAGCCAUGCAGGCGGGAUCUUGGGGGCUCAUGGGCUCUGAUGAGCAGACUUCUAAUCUGUGCUUGGUCUCGGAGUUUAACCUGACUUUUUCUUGCAUUAUCAUCUCAUCUGAAUGAUACUGUCACAGUCCUCUGUUGGUUUCAUUGACUAUUUGGGCGGAUAUUUAAAUGUAAGACUGAAGAUACAAUUGUAAAAGGGAGUAAACUGGUUUAAACAAAUGUGUAUUUUAAGUCACCUACUUUGUUGUAUGCAGAAAACACAAAGAUGUGCAACUUCACUACAAAUGACUGACUACCUGGAGUCUGGACAUUGGCUUAAAGUCCAACAGCUUAGCCUUGGCAGAACUAACGGUUAAACAUACCAUUGCUCAGCUUCAAUGUUUUGGAUUACUCAGCAUUUGAGAUGGGUUUAUUUGAGUCCUCUGUAAAUGGCAUUUAAGUUUUAUAUUCUCCCCACUUGAGUAUCUUAUAUUGAUAUAAGACAUCCCCUGAAUUAGGGAGUUUCCAGAUUGCUAGCCUAUACUCUUUACCAAUGCGAAACAGCCUCCAACCAACCAACCAAACAAACAAAAUGGCCUGAAUAUUCUCUUGGGGAAUGGGGGUGGAGGUCUAAAGGAAAAGGUGAAUGUAUCAGAGAGCCAAAGGGGGUGGGGGGCCAGGCUAGCAGCCAUUCCUCACUGUACUGGGCCUGCAGGGUCAUAGAGGAAGGUCAGCAUAGAGGGGGAGCCCCCGACUCUAGGGCAGUCCCUCUCAGUGACCUAGCUCAGCUCCUUAGGGGAGCCUCUUGUGUGGCAGUCACCUCUUGCCAGGUCUCUCAUCCUUGAUUUUCUCAGGAUGUUCCUCUGAUCUCUAGGGUUCGGCACCAUUGAUCUUCAGUGCUAGGUGUGCCUCCCUAAGCCUGUCCGGUUCGACAAGGACUGAUAGCCUCUUUCUGUGCCUUCUGUCCUUCCUAGAAGACAAGAUGGCGGCCCUCAUUGGCGUGGAUUGCCAGUGCACUCUUAACCCUGUGCUUGGUUUGCUGUGCUCUUCAGAGCGUACUGCAGAAGUUACUGUGCAUGGUGCUGUUUACGUGGAGGUUGAGGGGUCCACUCUGGCUUGAGUGUAUUACCGGUGUUUAUAAUUAAACUUUCUGUUACCUUCUUAAAUUAAGGUACCCACCCUCAGGCCAUUUAUGUUGCCUUUCUAAGCCUAUUAUGAAAUGAAUUACCUGCCAACUACUGAGGCUUUGCUGAGAAACCAGUAAGAAGCAGGGAAAAACCAUCCGACUUGGAUUUCCCAUCCUCAGAUGGCUGGAAUGGCUUGACCACUCGAUGUGGUGUCAAUCUCUGAGCUAGAGAGCCAUUGCUCUGCUCCUUGGUCUUUUUCUUAGUUGAGAAAAACAGUCCCAUGGCACUCACUGCACAGCAGCCAGUCUCUGAGACACCCCUGAGUCCACACUCUGACACCCUUGCAGUCAGGCUCCCCAGUAAGUGUGGGGGUCACAGCUGUAUUCCCACCUCUGUCCCAGCCAGCAACCUUUCUAGUCAAAAGACUGGUACUUUCUUUUCCAUUGAGCUUACGUUUUGCAAAACAUUCCUUUGUAUACAUUUUCUAAUUUCAUAGACAGGAUAAAUGAUAAAUGGGCCUCAGUUUGCUAAUGGGAAUUUUUAAUCAGUGACUAGGGUAUCUUGCAGCCUUGCUACAGCCCCGUGGCAUGUCAUUUCUAAGACUUGUGCAGUUGUUAGUUGACUCAUACUGUAGAACAGGGCACAAGCUGGACCAAUCCUUUGCGAGAAGAGUUAACAUUGCUGGUUUAAAUACAGACUUAGAAUAAAGUGGAAGAGCAAAGAAGGAAAAUUAUAUUUUUAACAAAAGAGAAUAUUCAGGCUUUAUUUCUGGUAUGAAGUUUAUAUUUUUUAAAAAAAUAUAUCCUAUAUUAUCACACCAGAGAUUUUAGAUUCCUUUCUGGUUACAAACAUUGCUGGUAGUUGGAUUAUAUUUUUAUUGUAUUCAUUUCUCUUAGGGGGAAAAUUGUAAAGAAACAAAGAUUCCGGAUGAAUGUAUCCUAGAAAUAAAAGUUGAAAGAUUCUUA
Messenger RNA from Myodes glareolus (Bank vole), 6082 nucleotides. The record is from RefSeq and is a predicted model, not a curated record. NCBI's taxonomy places the organism in Eukaryota, Metazoa, Chordata, Mammalia, Rodentia, Cricetidae.